AUUAAUGUUGCUAAUUGAUUAAUGUUAUUUUGACUUUUUCACAUUUAAUUUUGAAAAUCUACUGUAUGUAUCAAUUUGAUUGAUUCUCAUUUUUCAGCAAAACAAAAAAAUAUGGCUGUUCAGAUCAAAAAUCGUAAAAAACGAACCGAUGACAGCCAGAAUUCAAAUUCAAAUAAAAUAACAUCAUUAUCGAAUGAAUAUGAUGAAGAUAUUGAUAAUGAUUGCAAAAGUCAAAAAGAGCUUAAUUCUGUUCAAAAAUCCGAUAAUUCGAAUCUAAUAAAUGGUCUCGGUUCUUUAAGACAUUGGUUUUGUAAAAACAACGGUAUUGCCCAUAAAAAUAUCACAAAUGAUGAAAUAGAUUUGUUGACAAAAACUUCCAAAAAUGAAAUCGAUUUUCCAUUGGCCAUUACUUUUCGAAUCAACAUUGUAGUAAUAAUACUUUUUCUUAUAGCAUUCGGUUUUCGAAUCUAUGAAUUAGAUCAGCCGUCAAGCAUAGUUUUUGAUGAACUACAUUAUGGUCGAUUUGUUUCAUUAUAUCUACGGCGAACAUUUUUCUUCGAUUCACAACCUCCACUUGGAAAACAAUUGAUCGCCUUAAGUGCCUAUCUUUCCGGCUAUAAAGGUGAAUUUAAUAAUUUUACCAGUAUUGGACAAGACUACGAUGCAAAUUUUCCCGUACGUGCAUUUCGUUUUGUUCCGGCUCUUUGCGGCAGUUUAUUGGUACCGGUCAUUUAUCAAUUUGUCAUUGAAAUCGGUUUCCAUCAUAUUGUUGCAUUUUUUGCAUCAUUCUUACUUAUUUUUGAAAAUUCUCUCCUUACUCAAUCUCGAUUCAUUCUUCUCGAUACAAUAUUAUUGUUUUUUUCAUUUUUUGGCUUAUUAUCCUAUUUGAUUGGAAGGAAGAAACUAUUAUUUUCGAAAUCAUGGCUUUUUUGGAAUAUAAUUGCAGCUUUAAGUUUGACAUGUGGUGUUUGUGUCAAAUAUAUUGGCAUAUUUACUUUAUUACAAGUGCAAAUACUUUCUUUUUGGACUAUUUUUGAUAAACUUUCGGAUAAAACCAUUAAAACUAUUCAUCUAUGGCUAUUACUCGUGUACAAAUCUUGUAUAUUUAUCUUCUUGCCUAUUUUAUUCUAUUGCUUUAUAUUUUAUAUUCAUCUUUCCGUUUUGAUCAAAGCCGGUCCUCAUGAUAAUAUUAUGACUAGUGCUUUUCAGGCAAGUCUUGAAGGUGGAUUAGCAUCAAUUAUUCGUGGUCAGCCAAGAGAAAUAGCUCAUGGAUCACAGAUAACUUUAAGAAAUACUCAUGGGCGAACAUGUUGGUUACAUUCACAUCAAGCUGUUUAUCCGAUUCGAUAUCCAGAUAAACGGGGCAGUUCUCAUCAGCAACAGGUGACUUGUUAUUCGUUUAAAGAUGUCAAUAAUUGGUGGAUUGUUAAAAGGCCUAAUGUUAAUGACUUAAUCACACAUGAACCACUUGAUAAAAUCAAGAAUGGUGAUAUUAUUCAAAUCGUUCAUGGAUUAACUGGUCGUACACUAAAUAGUCAUGAUAUUGCUUCACCAAUGUCACCGUAUAAUCAAGAAGUUUCCUGUUAUAUUGAUUAUAACAUAUCAAUGCCAGCACAAAAUCUAUGGCGCGUAAAACUAUUAAAUUCAGAUGACACUGGUGACUAUUGGCAUGCGAUUAAAUCUCGUGUACAAUUGAUUCAUAUCAAUUCAAGUCAGGCGUUGAAGUUGAGCGGUUUACAAUUACCAGCUUGGGGUCACCAUCAACAUGAAAUAGUGACCGAUAAACAAGUAAAUCAUCCCAAUGCAAUAUGGAAUGUUGAAGAACAUCGUUAUACAAAAAAUUCAGAUGAAAAAGAAAUCGAACGUGAACUUGGAAGGGCUGAAUUUGUUCCGUUAAGCCCUACAUAUCUUUCUUUCUGGGAUAAAAUGUUUGAAUUGCAAUAUAAAAUGUUAAUCAAUACAGAAAAUAUUCAGAAUCAUAUCUACAGUACUGAUUCACCUUUGGAUUGGCCUUUUCUAACCAAAGGAAUUGCUUAUUGGCUUAGUCCUAAGAGUAAUGCUCAAAUUUAUUUGAUUGGAAAUAUUUUCCUUUGGUAUCUUGGAAUAUUUGCCAUGGUAGCCUAUUGGUCUUUAUUUUUAUUUUAUCAAUUACGGCGAAAACGUCUUAUUUAUGACAUUUCUGAAGAUGAUUGGGAUCAAUUUUUAUUGGUUGGACGGAUAAUUGCCAUCGGAUAUCUGAUUCAUUUUUUUCCUUAUUUUUUCUCUGAGCAAACAUUAUUUCUUCAUCAUUAUUUACCAGCAUUAAUGUUUAAAAUAAUACUUAUACCUAUGAUUAUAGGCCACCUGAAUCUAUUCGUGCCAAAUCGAUUUAUAUUUCCCAUUUUUAUUGCUAUAUCUGUAAUAACAGCCUAUACAUUUUUUCAAUUUUUGCCAUUUAGUUAUGGGCUUAAAGAAUUUAGCACAAAUGAAAUCAUGAAACUCAAAUGGAGAAAAACUUGGCAUUUUUUAAUACACAAACGAUGGUGA
Dermatophagoides pteronyssinus (European house dust mite) is the source of this 2526-nucleotide messenger RNA. RefSeq names its product Protein O-mannosyltransferase rt (gene rt). Gene Ontology annotation, molecular function: dolichyl-phosphate-mannose-protein mannosyltransferase activity. NCBI's taxonomy places the organism in Eukaryota, Metazoa, Arthropoda, Arachnida, Sarcoptiformes, Pyroglyphidae. Gene Ontology annotation, cellular component: membrane; endoplasmic reticulum. The record is from RefSeq and is a predicted model, not a curated record. Gene Ontology annotation, biological process: protein O-linked glycosylation via mannose.